Molecule: messenger RNA, 780 nt
Organism: Fusarium odoratissimum NRRL 54006
Lineage: Eukaryota; Fungi; Ascomycota; Sordariomycetes; Hypocreales; Nectriaceae
Exons: 3
Coding region: 1-780 (259 amino acids)
Molecular function (GO): oxidoreductase activity
Source: RefSeq, a predicted model, not a curated record
AUGCCCGAUACUCUUACUCUCCAAGGCAAAGUCGCCAUCAUCACUGGCUCAGGUCGUGAAAACGGCAUCGGCGCUGGUAUUGCCCUCGCCCUCGCUCAAAACGGUGCUUCAGUCGUUGUAAACUACGUCUCCGACUCUUCCAAGCAUCGCGCCGAGAAGGUCUGUACCACGCUUCGUGAGGCAGGAGGAAAGGCUAUCGCCAUCCAAGCUUCUGUAGAUACUACCGAAGGAGCAAAGUAUCUCGUUAACAAGACUCUUGAGGGAUUUGGGACCGAUCAUAUUGACAUUCUUGUGAACAAUGCUGCGACUGCGUUUCUCUGUCCCAUCACCGACGAGCCGAACGUGGAGCAAUUGACCAAAGUUUUCCAACUCAAUGUUCUUGGAGCUUUUUACAUGGUUCACUACGUUAUUGCUCACAUGCCUCCCGGCGGCCGUAUCAUAAACAUCAGUUCCACCAACGCCAAACGAGGAAACGUGGUCGCCUCGUCGUAUGCAGCUUCCAAAGCCGCUCUUGAUAAUUUAACUUGGACAUGGGCUGGAGAGCUUGGUCGCAGUAAAGGUAUCACUGUCAAUUCAGUUGCUCCGGGUCCUGUUAGAACAGAGUUUUAUCCCAAGGGCCGAGAGGAUGAGUUGAUGAAGUGGGAGGUUGACAUCACCAGAGCUGCUGAUCGACCUGGGACGCCCGAGGAUAUUGGUGAUGCUGUUCUUUUGUUGGUUCAGGAGAAGUCUAGGUGGAUUACGGGGCAGUACAUUGGUGUUAACGGUGGCGUCACCUACUAG